Molecule: messenger RNA, 2385 nt
Organism: Candoia aspera
Lineage: Eukaryota; Metazoa; Chordata; Lepidosauria; Squamata; Candoiidae
Product: NADH-cytochrome b5 reductase 3-like
Exons: 9
Coding region: 83-988 (301 amino acids)
Molecular function (GO): oxidoreductase activity
Source: RefSeq, a predicted model, not a curated record
GCCGGGCGAGGCGUGGCGUAGCGCCGGGGCGGACGCGGGGCCUCUUCGCUGGCGGAGCGCGCGCGGGGAGCCUGCCGGAGCCAUGGGGGCGGUCUUCAGCACCUUGGGAAAUCUUGUCCUGUGUCCAGUAUACUUUGUGAUCAAUUUGAUCAAGCGACUUUUCUCUAAAUCUCAGCCUCCUAUCACAUUGGAAAAUCCAGAUGUAAAAUAUGCAUUAAGGCUGAUCGACAAAGAGCACGUUAGUCAUGACACCAGAAGAUUUCGCUUUGCCCUGCCAAGCCCAGAACAUAUUUUGGGACUUCCUGUUGGACAACACAUUUACCUCUCGGCAAGGAUUGAUGGGAAUUUGGUGAUCAGACCUUAUACACCUGUCAGCAGUGAUGAUGACAAAGGUUACGUGGACCUUGUUGUGAAGAUCUAUUUCAGAGGAGUUCACCCCAAAUUUCCCGAAGGAGGGAAAAUGUCCCAAUACCUAGAGAACCUAAAGAUGGAGGAUACCAUUGAUUUUCGUGGACCCAGUGGAUUGCUUGUGUAUAAGGGAAAAGGUGUGUUUGCUAUUCGUCCAGACAAGAAAGGUGAACCCGUUAUUAAACACGUGAAAUACGUUGGGAUGAUUGCAGGUGGAACAGGAAUUACUCCGAUGUUACAGCUCAUUCGAGCGAUUGUGAAGGACAAGGAUGACCCCACAGUUUGCCAUUUACUCUUUGCUAACCAGACUGAAAAUGAUAUCUUACUGCGCCCAGAACUUGAGGAAGUUCAAGCUCAACACUCAGCUAAGUUUAAGCUGUGGUACACGUUGGACAGAGCUCCUGAAAAAUGGGAUUACAGCCAAGGAUUCGUUAACCAAGACAUGCUCAAGGACCAUAUGCCUCCACCUCAAGAUGAUGUUCUCAUUCUGAUGUGCGGUCCACCUCCCAUGAUUCAGUACGCCUGCAUUCCCAACCUGGAUAAGUUGGGUUACACCAGGGAGAUGUGGUUUGCCUACUAACUGGGAGUCAGAUGAAGUAGAAGGUGGAAGUAGGGGGAAGAGUGGAAAACAGCCUUUGGGAAUAACAGGCAACAGAAACUAAUGAUAGGUUGAGUAAACAAGAGGUGGAAGCUGCACUCAGAGGAAUUCCAACUUGUGCACUCUUGGUGUCUGUCUAAUCCUGCCAAGCUGAAGCCUCAGGUAGACUGAUAACUGUGUUGUGUAUCAUACUCUCUGCUUUGCUCUGUGUAUCAAAUCUGUAAUAAGGCAAUUGAGUGAGGUUUGGCUCUUUCAUCAUGGAUAAGCAAAUAUAGCUGGGCACUCACACCACCAAAGAGUUUCUUAUGUACAGCAUCUCUGUGGUGGCAUCCAGGUGAUAAGCAGGGAGAGGUGAAGGUGGUGGUUUCACUCUGCCUGCAGUUUCUGCAUCAAAGCUUUAAAUGCACACCUGUAGCACGAACAUGCUCACGUUUGCAUUCAUUUGCAGAGGGGGGGAAUUGCUUUACAUGCCUAUAUAUAGAAACAUACUCAUCCAGAAAGCACAGAACUGAUUGGCUGCAUCAUUCCCAAUCCAAACUGUAGACAUGGAAGAGUGAUGCCCUAUCUUGAGAUUCCAAGUCUUAAUAGGGGCAAUCCCAUAGGAUAGAAGUGAGGUGCAUCUUUUUUUUUUUUUUUGCAUCUUUUCUUCCUUCAGGCCCUUGUCUGGGGACAGACUUUAAAGCUGGGCUUUGUGAAAGGUGGAAUAAGGGGAAUAUGGGGAAGAUUAGGAUUCCCAGAACCUACUGUUAGAAAAAAAAGACUGCACUAAACCCAUCUUCCAGAAAAUUUCCAUUUAAAAAAGAAAGGAAAUGUAAAUUUUGAUUCGGAGGUGUUAAAGGUGACAAAUGGGAUGAGACGUCUGUUGGUGAAUGAGAACAGUGCUUCUAUUUUCUUUUAAAUGUAGUAAAUGGUAUCUCUCCAAAAUAAUUUCUUUGUCUUAAUUCCCACCUCAUCUUUCUGUUGCAUUAGCCUUCAGUGGUUCCAUUUUAAUUAGCUAAACAUAUACCCAUGCUUAUAUACAUAAACAUAUUGGUAGCUGAAUCACAAAACAUCAUGUCCAUUUUUAGUUUAGGUAGAAAAAUCAGAAUUCUUGAUGUAAAAUAACUGCUCCAUCAAAUAAUUUUUGGGAAAGCGCCUUAUAAAGGGAAUGCCAGCUGCAUUGAAGUGAGGGAAUAGUGUUUCUCAUCCCCCCAAUUGGCCAGUUUUUCUUUUUUUCCAGACUUAUUUUAAUAUGAUUAGCUGCUGCUAAGUUAAUUCCCCCAGAAAUAAAAAGGUUUGUAAAGAUUAGGUGCUUUAUGUAUCAGAGCCUGAACAGAAGAACUUGGAAGUUCUGUUUCUGCCCUCUUGGCCAAGAAUGCCAGUUUCUUCUGUUGUUGUUU